This is a messenger RNA of Aspergillus candidus, 759 nucleotides long. RefSeq names its product DUF3245 domain-containing protein. The record is from RefSeq and is a predicted model, not a curated record. The transcript has 2 exons. The coding region runs from base 1 to 759 and encodes 252 amino acids. NCBI's taxonomy places the organism in Eukaryota, Fungi, Ascomycota, Eurotiomycetes, Eurotiales, Aspergillaceae.
AUGUCCCUCUCCAAAACCCAAUCCACAGAAACAGACAUAAUCCUCAACAAAGCCAACGUCGCCCUCGCGCGCAGCCAACGCCUCGUCGCAUCAUGGUUCCCCGCACCAACAGCAGAAGAACAACGACACACGAAUGUUAAAUCCGAGGAGGAGCUGCAGAGGGAGGAGGAGGAGAUUUUCAAGGCUGUUCCUGAGACACUAGGAAUAGGCGCCCCCCUUCCCAGCAAAGCAUCCGACGGAAGCUGGAACCGCACCGAGCUCUCCUCGAACGACCAACUGCGCAGACAGCUUUUAGGGAAGAAUUAUAAGAAGGUUAUGGCUGCCAAAAGCAAUACUACUACUGGUGAUGGGAAUGUUCCGGGCACGUUGUCGGAUCGGUUAUUGUCGCGGCCGACGGGGUCUACACAUGUUGGUGGGGGACAGGGACAAAAACAGGAGGAGAGUGAUGAUGAUGAGGAGGAUGGGAGGAUAGCUGCUGUUGGGAAUCGGGCGGGGAGAGGGAAGGGGAGGGGGAAUGGGAAUGGGAGGAAGAGGGGGUUGGAGGGAUCUACUCCUACUUCUACUUCUACUUCUCCCCCUGGUGGUGGUGAGGAUGGUUCAGAGGGUGUGGCUGGUUCGGGUGAUGGUGCGGAGUCUACACAGCAGAGUGAACCAGCAUCUGCACGGACAGCGCCGUCAGGACCGAAAGGCCGGAGAAAAGCUACUAGCUUCUUGGAUGAGAUUCUGGCAGACCGGUCGAAGAAGAGAAAGAAGCGGUGA